AUGCCAUCCGUCAGCUGGUACCGUACCCCCGACCAUCUUGCCUAUAUAUACAAGUCAGUCGGCGGGUGGCAGAAUCGAAAUGAUAAAUCAUGGAGGGCGAAAUAUGAUGCGAAUCAGAAGAGGAAUCGCUUUGAGGUGUCAAAGUUGACGGAGCGGAUCAAAGCCGGCCGUGGCUCGUUUGUUCAGACGCGGAUCGAAAAAUCGCUUCUCCGGAUGCCAAAUGUGCGCAUGGUGUCGGGGCAGACCGUGCUGCUGGCUGGGCUUGUUGAGUCUCCGAGUUACGGUAGCUAUAGCCACAAUGCAGAUAUUUCUUCUCUUACGGCU
Messenger RNA from Mesorhabditis spiculigera, 324 nucleotides. NCBI's taxonomy places the organism in Eukaryota, Metazoa, Nematoda, Chromadorea, Rhabditida, Rhabditidae. The record is from the annotation of a GenBank genome assembly.